This is a messenger RNA of Phlebotomus papatasi, 6554 nucleotides long. It is a transcript of the gene MCU, whose product is annotated as calcium uniporter protein, mitochondrial. NCBI's taxonomy places the organism in Eukaryota, Metazoa, Arthropoda, Insecta, Diptera, Psychodidae. Bases 215 to 1333 code for a protein of 372 amino acids. The record is from RefSeq and is a predicted model, not a curated record. Gene Ontology annotation, cellular component: mitochondrial inner membrane; uniplex complex. Gene Ontology annotation, molecular function: calcium channel activity; uniporter activity. The transcript is spliced from 7 exons. Gene Ontology annotation, biological process: mitochondrial calcium ion homeostasis; calcium import into the mitochondrion.
AAACGCGUGGAAAAGUGUCAAGUGUUUGUGUAUGUGUGUUAUGGUCGGAAAAUUCUGUCAGUGCGCCAGUGCAAGUUGAGUGGCCGUGUCGAGUGAAGAGUUUUCGUGUUUUUUUGUUGUGACGAUCCCAGAGAAUUGGCUCCCUAAAUGCUAAAAAGUGUCCACAGUCUGUCCAAUUGUGCGAUGUUAUUGUAAAUGUGUUGUAGCUGGUGCAAUGUCGGUCCAAAUAGCACGUUGUCAGAUACUUAGAAUCGAUCUAGCACGCUUUGGAUUAAAAACAUUGGCUGGCGCCCAGGACAGUCGAAAGGAAACGUGGUGUCGACGUGGAAAGCGGUACUAUUGCUCAUCGAGUUCACCAGAUUCAACAACACAAUCCCAAUCACAAAGUGCACCUAAAAAUGUAGAAGACGUAACUGUGAAGUAUAUCCGUGGGCUUCCUCAUGUCACUGUGCCACUGCCAAGUCGAAAUGAGCGAUGUCAGUUUGCGCUCAGGCCGAUAUCUCACAAUGUCGGUGACUUCCUCACGAUGCUGCACGAGGAGGAUCGUGGCAUCGAUCGCGCGGCUGUCCUGAGCAAUGAAGGCGUCCGGAUAUCGUCAGCGUGCUCAAUAGAAAAUCUUAUGGAUGAUAGUUUCUGGCUCCACAUUAACGACAAGCAAUAUCACGUGAUGCCACCGAUAAGAGAUAAAAUCACAACGGAAGAACUCACAAAGAUAGGUGAUGUUCGAGUACUUGUAGCGCAGCUCUAUGAGGCACUUAAUGUUGGUGAGCAUCAGAUUAAAAAAGAACGGGAAUUGCAUGAAAAGCUCGAGGAGUUGAAUAGUAAAAUUACACCCUUGGAACAGAAAAAGUGCGAACUGGAGAUGAAAGCUGUGAGAAGAACUAACAUUCUCACGUGGGUUGGUCUGGGAUUUAUGUCUGUUCAAUUUGGAAUAAUCGCCAGAUUGACCUGGUGGGAAUACUCAUGGGAUAUUAUGGAGCCCGUCACAUAUUUUGUCACAUAUGGCACAGCCAUGGCAGCGUACGCUUAUUAUUGUAUUACAAAACAGGAAUACGUGCUGGAGGACGUACGAGAUCGACAGUUCCUCAUUGCUAUGCACAAGCGUGCGAAAAAGCAGGGACUGGAUUUGGUGCAGUACAAUCAACUGCGCAGAGAAAUUGCGGAUGUGCAGCAGGAUUUGAGGCGUCUUCGGGAUCCGCUCCAUCUGCAUGUACCCGCAGUGCCCAAGAAGUACUAUGACGAAUUUGACCCCGAUGGUAAGGAGAGUGCCACGAGUACGAAAGACAGGAUCAGGAGCAUUCUCAGUGCUGCUACGAAAAGACUUAAAAAGUAGGAUGAUCGCGCGCAGAGUUGAAGGGAAAACGAAACUUCUGGUCCAUCAUAUGUGUUUUUUUUUAUUACAACUUUUUUUCUUUGUGAAAUAUUGAGUGUUGCCUUUGUUUUAUUUUUUAAUAUCUUAUAGCCUGUUGAAAAGUGAUUUUUUACCUCGUUGUAUCUCCUGAAAUUUUACACCUUGUUUGAAAUGUUAAAUCAAAAUUGAUUGAAGGGAAGGAGAGCUAUGUUAUCUACUCUAAUUUAUUGUUGUCAACGAAAAUCAACUCGAUAUAGUUUGUAAGUCAACAAUGUUGAUGUAUGCUUUAAGAAAAUGGACUAUGUACUUUUAAAAAAAAUUAAAUGACUAAGAAUGGUGAUGAUGGAAAUAUGGGGAUGGGCAACUUUUUAGCAUUUUUGUUCUUCAUAUUUUCUUACUUAGUAUUUAGAUUAACCUCUUUUGAUGGCUUUAAGUUUCAGCGCAGAAAGAUUUCUCGAAAUUUCUCGAAAAGAGUCUAACGUAGAAAAUAUUCAAAAAUUGGGAACAUAACCUCACAUUUAUGAAAUUUUUGACGUCUUUCUUUGAGCGUCAAGGAUUUAUUUAUUAAAAUAAGGUUACAUUGGUCCUAACCUAAAAAACAAACUGAGAUGUUGCGGAGAUAAAUUACAAAUUUGUCAUUUGAGAGAUAAAUGAAUUAAUUUCGUCGAAACAUGAGGGUGAAAUUUAAAAUUAUAUGAUAGAUGACAACAAAAGAUAAGUUAACUCAGCACCUAGGCAUUCUAGUCAUGAAAAACGGAUUUGAACUCUGGACUUACUCUUAGAAAAGCGAGUAGUACUCUGUCGGAAUUCGGUAAAUAGAUUAUAUACAAGAAUUUGAGGUUACUUACGACCUAACCUAAAAAAAAUCUAAUAACAGAAAAUUUUCAAGUUCAAUGUUACAAGCGAUUUUCUUUUAUUAUUCUAAGGUAUGUAAUCUUUUAUAUCUUGAAAUUUGGUAAUCACUCUAAAACAUUUCAAACUGUCAUGAUCUGUGUUGUUAUUAAAUGAGGUUAGAAAUGAGAUUUUGAUUUACUUUUGCUGACAUACCAUUUUCAAUUUAGUGAUAUUCAAUCUAUUAAAAUUUAACCUUCUACUCUUUCAAAUUGAAAUCAGAUAUAAUUGACUGCCUGUCAAAUAAAAUUGAAAUUUCAAUUUCGUUUUUAAUUUCCAUUUGGCAGAAAGAGACAGUUAUAACCAGCGUCAUUAAAUCUAAAAUGUGGUAAAUUCUAACCUCACUAAUAAGAUAAUUUCAAUUUUUUUUGACAGUAAAUGACAGAUAAUCUGAUUUCAGUUUAAUAUAGUAAAAGGCAAAAUUGCAAGCGAUUGAAUUUCACUAAAUUGAAAAACUGUUCUAGGUCCCAUAAGGAACUAAUUUGGUUUUUGUCAUGGACUUCAAAACAAAAAAUUCUGCAAAAAAUGUGUUGAAUUUUUGAGGUUAUGCUUAAGAUAACCUAAAUAUUUUCUAAUAUAUCCAUUGAUUGGCCUAAUUAAUCAUUGGUAAAAAGUUUAUUUUAUUUUUACUUCUAAAAGAAAAUAUUCAUGCCAAUCAUUUUUUUUUUCAAAAUGGAAAAUUAAUAACACUAAAAUUUAAAAUUUAAAAUCCAUGGUGUGAUUUUUAGUCAUAGAUUCUAACCUUACUAAAAUUCUUUUCUAUAAUAUCAAUUGAUCUUAAGGCUUUUGAAGCUGAAAUUUCUACAUAUUGGGAUUCAUUUUUUGAAAACUUUUUGGGUUAAGUUAAACUUAACCUUCAAAAUUCAAUAUUUAUUUUGAGUGACAGUUACUACAGAAUGUUUUUGCCUUUUCGUCUAGAAGAAUUUUUCAUUAAUAAUUUGGCUUGGACAGCAAAUCUCAUUUGCAAAUUCUUCAAUAAUCUAAAAAUAUAAAAUUUUUAAUCUCAGAAACAAAACAAAAAUUGAGAAUUUAAAAUUUUUCCUGCACUUCAUGGGUAUUUCUGAAUUCUGUAGAGCAGAUUUCAGUGUUUUUUUUAUUGAUUAAAACCCUUUAGUGUACAAAUUGAGAUUAGACUGUGUUAUUUUCUUUAAGGUUAGAUCGUACAUAACAUUCAAUUCUAAAAUAUUUAGUCUCUCUUCGUAAAAGGUCCGUAAUGGCUUCGGUACAUUUUUUAGACGAGAAGAAUUCCAUGAAGUCAAAAUUCACAUCUCUUUAUUUACAAUAAGCUUUGAAUAUCUAAUAUAUUUAUUUCUUAACCUAUUGAAAUAAUUCUUGAUAAAACAUCACUGAGAUAAAUCCGAAAGGGUUAAAAUAACAUUCCGGAAAUGUUUAUUUUACCCUGCAGUAUUGAGUCGAAAUCGGUGUAAAUAUUAUGCUUUUUAGGUGUAUUAGGGGUUAAAGUUACCUUUUUUCGUGUUAUUUUCACCCUUAAAAAGGUGUAAAUUAACAUAAAAAAUGUUGAUAUAUUUUUACAUCUAAAAAGUGUUAAAGUUAUGAGGAAAAAAAGUUAAUCACACCUUUUUUUCUCAGUGUAGAGACACAAAUAACUCACUUGGGAAACGUCUGGCGGCGCUGCGGUUGCAAAAAAUCUCUGAAAUGUGACAAAAUAUUUUACUUUCUUAUUUAUGCUUAUUAGCAGGUCGUGUAUCUUUUCGUAAUGCGUAUUUUUGCAUUCCUUAUUAAUCAAAAUAGUGCUGUACAAAAGGGUUUUUCUCAAAACUAUCCUGUAUUUUGAGACACCUAAGAAGAAUAUUAGACACCUAAGAACACUUUUUAGGUGUAAAAUUAUAUCAACAUUUUUUAAUGUUAAUUUUGCACCUUUUUAAGGGUAAAAUUAAUAUGAAAAAGGGUACAUUUUACCCCUAAUACACCUACAAAGCAUAAUUAUUUACACCGAUUUCGGAUCAAUACUUCAGGGUAAAAUUAACAUUUCUGGAAUGUUAUUUUAACUUUUUCGGAUUUCUCUAUCUUUCUCUCGAGUUGAAUUGCGCGCGAUUUAGGAAACUUGUCAUUUGAAAUGAUAUUUUCUUUAAAUUUCUUCAUAUUUCCGCAAGAUUCAAGGAAAAGGGUGUUUAGAGUGAACAGUUAUUCGUCUUCCGACAAAGAUAUCAAGAAGACAAUUUAUUUUUAUGAGAGUUUUUCUUUCUAUUAUGUCUUUGACGCAAAAAUAUUCAUCAUGGCACCGUGAUAGAAUUACCAGCACGGCUAUCUGCAAUUUCCAUUAGAACAAUCAACACAAACUUUCCGAUAUUACAUGACUUUUAACGAGCACAUGCCUGAUGUAUAUGAAAGAAAGAAUUUUCAAUAUUAAAUUGGCACAGACCAUGGAAAAUGAAUAUGGUCCAAAUGUUCCAAACAAAAAAUGUCGCCACUUUUAUCCGACGAAGGAUCAAAAUCGACAGAGCGGUCAAAUCGUUUAGGGAAGAAAAGAAUGCUGAGCAUUACAUAACCUAACAAAUUUGAUAUUCAAUUCAGAGAGAAUGCCUUGUUUAAUAUUCGUUAUUAAAUAAAUCAUGGAAGUUGUUGGGUGUAUUUCAGAAUGAAAAGCUGUUUUUUAUUUUGGAAAGUACCAUAUGAAGCAGAAGAAAAUUAUGACAUAACCUAAAAUAAAAUCCUUUCCUAAAUUUCAGGUAAUAUAUGUCAUCUGCAGUGGCUAUGAAGAUAAACAAUGCCUUAUUAAUUUAUUUAACUCUUAAAUGACAAAAAUUAUUGAUAUGAACCUCUCCUAGAAAGGGCAGGAAGGAUAUAUUGACGUUUUGUGACACCAGAUUUUUAUAGGUUAAAGCCCAUGUAAUCUCACUUUUUUAUUAAAACUAUCACUUAGGUAUAAAUUGUCUUUGUUUUUAUUCUAACCUAAAAUGUAAAUAAUCCGUAGAACCAUAUGAAAGCUCAUCCCUAGUGUUAAAAAAAGUAUGAAAAAAAACUAUCCUAAAACAGUAAUAAUAAGUAAUCGAAAUAAUAAACUCCAAUAUUUGAUUUCCUUCGAUGCCAACUUAUGAGAAUCUUCACAAAACUACUUCAAACUAAUUAGAUUAGAAUGAAAACAUAUAACUUUAACAUCAUCUUGUUAUGGAAUCUUGUUACAACAUUUCCUUUUUGCUAAAAUAUUUGCUUGAGAAAUGAGAAGUUCUUCUCAUGGUUUUUUUUAGGGAGGGUUGCAUGGAGGCUAAUUAACUUCACAAUCACGUAACAAAUUGUUCCAAUCCUUUCGCUAAUGUAGUUGGAACAUUUUGCGCAUUCUCUACUAAUUAUUACGAAGCAAAAAUUACAUAAAAUUUAUUCCUUGUUGAUAUAAAAAUGAUAAUAAAAUUUGAUAUAUUUUUGCAAAAGAUUAUAUAAACUUUCAGAUUGUUAGAACUUUCAUCAAAAGCAUCGAAAAUGUUCAUUUGAAAUGAAAAAAAUAACUCUAUUUCUUCAUAAAUUUCUUUUAAUUUAUGUUAUGUAGAAAAAUUACUGAGAUUUCUGAAGAAAAAGACUCAAGAACAAAAUCACUUCAUAUCAUAAAUUCUUCAUGUGAUGACUUUUUUCAAGAAAAAGAACUAGAACUAUACAAAUUAAGUGAGAUUGAGUGCAUUUUUUGACAUUUUUAUGAGCUUCGCACAAAGUUGAAUUGAUAUUUUAAAUGCUUCUUGACUUGAUUUUCGCUGAAAUUCUGCACAAAUUUUCACAUGAAUAUGGAACAAAAUAAAAUCAAUCAUUGAAUCUUAAAAAAAAGGAAAAAUAAAAACUAAAAUCCUCUCUUGAUGAAAAAAAAAUGUUUUAAUGCACAAAUCCGUCCUUAAUAUUCUUCUUCUUAAAUUUCAUGUGAAACUGAGCAAGAGAGUUUAAAGAAAAAAAUUGAAAGCAAGUCAAAAAGACGAAAGAAUUAAACAAAAAAAAAAUCUUUAAAUGUAAAUAUAGAAAGUAAAAGAAAAAAAAACUGCGAAAAUCUGCAAGUAAAUUUUUAGCACUAACAAACUUCCCUAGAAUGUUAAAAUUAUGGAAUUCGAGCUUGAAUUUCACUCAUUUUAAAAAAGAAAAUUUACAAAAAAAAAAUCGAUCGAUUACGAAAAUUCAAAAUUUUACUCUUCUAGUCUUUAACACUCUCCCUUUUUGAGCAAAAACAAAAACACUUUUAAUAAAAUCCCUAAAAUCCUCAUUAAAAUAUUCAUCACUAGUGUUAUUUACCAAAAAAAAUUAGACUAUGAAAUUUACUUAAAAGAAAAGAACAUAAAAUAGUUGAACUUUUUUCAAAACAAAAAAAAAACAAAAA